UUGAUGUGGGUUUCGGGCCUGCUGUGUUUUCAACUGAGGGGGAGCCGAGAGGAAAAAAUGGCGUCUGCAGGCGACCCAGAGCGGGACACCGGCCAUUCAGUUUGAGCUUUCCGCCAAUACAUUAAAACCAGGGUGAGGUGGGGAGCUAUCGGGGUCCCUCACCUGGCAUUCUGGUUUUACAAAAACACGCUUUUGGCCGCCGUGUGGCCUUCCACGGCAGCGAGAUUGAAGCGGAACAGCAGCGGCUCUCUCCUACAAUGAGGAGCAGAAGAGGAAGGCCGCCCAAACCUGCGGCUGUGAUGCGGGAAGGUUCUCCCGGACCUGUCCGCGGCUCUCGCGGCGGCAGAAGCAGAGGGAUGCGCGGACGGGGUCGAGGCAGGGGUCGGGUACGUGGACGCGGAGUCAGUGAUGGCGGUUGCACCGCUGGUUUAACCGACGUGGACACUGAAAUAUCCGGUCAAGAGAACUUUCAAUCGCACCGCGGCCGCAAGAAACUUGGCUCCGCCGGCACCGACGUUUCACGGGGCAGGGGAGGCAGAGGUAGAGGCAGGGGGUCGAGAGGCGGCCGCGGGGCUAGAGGCGGAGUGAGGCGGCCUCAAACGAAGGUGGUUUACGACGACAACAGCGACGACGAGGAGGAGGACAAUAUAAGCUACAGAUCCGAAGAAGAUGAAAUGCUCAACGACAACCCUUCGUCGGAGCUGGAAGAAGAAGAGGAGGAGGCCCCGGAGCAUGAUUCUGAUUUUCUGGAUGAAUUACCAGAUGAGGAUGAUGUCAGCUACUGCACCGACAGUAGUUUCAGGAGCCACAGCACGCACGACAGCACCCCAGGUAAAAGAAAACAUCGCUCAGUGCGGCCACCUACUCCUAUUUUCGAGACAAAGGACAUUCCCCCCUUGGAGCUUCCAAAAUCCUCGGAGGACCUCCUGAUUCCUACCUCACAGCUCCUCAAUGUGUCUGCUAUCUAUGAGGUUCUCAGAAACUUUCGCUCUGUGCUGCGGCUCUCUCCUUUCCGUUUUGAGGAUUUCUGUGCCGCGCUGGCGAGUCAAGAACAAUGCCUGCUGCUGGCAGAGACCCACGUAACACUGCUCAAAGCCAUCCUCAGAGAGGAGGAUACUUCCAACACCACGUUCGGCCCAGCUGACGUCAAGGACUCAGUCAAUUCCACCUUGUAUUUCGUGGAUGGUAUGACGUGGCCCGAGGUGGUGCGGGCUUAUUGUGAGAGCGACCCAGAGUUCCGGCACAUUCUGUCUUUCCAGGAGGGCGAGGAUUAUCCUUUUGAACCACUGGACAGUAAAAUCAAAGUUCUCCAAUUUCUAGUGGACCAGUUCUUGGCUACCAACAUAGCCCGAGAAGAGUUGAUGUCAGAAGGAGUUGUUGCCUAUGAUGACCACUGUAGGGUGUGCCAUCGCCUCGGGGACCUGCUAUGUUGUGAGACUUGUUCAGCUGUUUACCAUCUAGAGUGUGUGAAGCCCCCACUGCAGGAAGUGCCCGAGGACGAGUGGCAGUGUGAGGUGUGUGUGGCGCACAAGGUGCCUGGUGUGUCAGACUGCAUCCCAGAGAUACAGAAAACCAAACCUUUCAUCCGACAACUGCCAGUGGGCUACGACCGUCACAAUCGUAAAUACUGGUUCCUGAACCGCCGAAUUGUUGUAGAGGAGGAUGGCGAGCAGGAGGAUAAAACCAUCUGGUACUACACCACCAAGGUCCAAUUGGCCGAGGUCAUAGAUUGCUUGGAUAAAGAAUUCUGGGAGGCUGACCUCUUUGCAGCUCUUGAAGAAAUUCGAGAUGAGGUGCACACACACAUGGACAUCACAGAGGACCUCACCAACAAGUCCCGGGGAAACAACAGGUGUUUCCUCACCGCUGCUAACGAGGAGAUCCUGGAGCGGCUGCGUGCUAAGAAGGAGGAGGAACUGGAGGAACUCAAAAAACGUGCUGCAGAGGAAGCUCUAAAAUCACGAUUGGAAAAAGAGAAAGAAUGGGGAGAUGUGGAAGUAACUGAGGUUGUGCUUAAAGAAGAACAAGGCGAUCUCCUUGUAAAAGACCUUACAGAAGACAUGAAGGAACAAAAGGAAGAGAAGACUGUGGAUUCAGAUGAGAAAGGCCUGCCAACUGGUCAAGAGUGCAGCCCAGCCACGUUGGGUUCUAACAUGUCCACAGAGGCAACGAACCCUCCAACUUGGACCAGUGGAAACUGUCUUCUUACAGAGGAUUCAAGCGGUGCUAAAGCGGAGAAUCCAGCACCGUCAGACUGCACUCCUGCCAGCGGCGAUGGCGUCCCCAGCCUGAGUCAGAGCGCGCAGUUGGGCGAGGAGAACAGCAACAGCAGUGUGGGAAUGGGGCUCCAUUCCAGACUUCCAGAGCCCCCAGACUUGGCUGACAAGUCAUCCCAGUCUUCCUUGGCCAGUUUUGAAGAUACAGCCGACUGCAAAGAUUCGAUCAAUGGAGAGGUGAUAGGCUGCAGGAAAUCUGCGGCCACUCGGAUGGUGACACGGCUGAGAAACCCUGACAGCAAGUUAAGUCUGAUGAAGAGCCAGCAGGUGGCGGCUGCUGUGCAUGAGGCCAACAAGGGCUUCAAAGAGGGGAAAGAGGUACUUGUUGUAAACGCACAAGGUGACAUCACGCGUGUCAGCACACGCAGUAAAGACGUGGUAAUGAAGGGGACUAUCAGUCAGUUCUUCAAGCUUGGCCAGGAGGGGAAAUAUCGUGUGUACCAUAACCAGUACAGUUCCAACACGCUGGCCCUCAACAAGCACCAGCACAGGGAGGACCACGACAAGAGGCGCCAUCUCUCCCACAAGUUCUGCAUGACCCCAGCUGGAGAGUUCAAGUGGAACGGGUCAAUAUAUGGCUCGCAGGUUUUGACCAUCUCUACGUUAAGGCUCACCAUCAUCCAGUUAGAAAACAAUGUCCCUGCACCAUUCAUGCACCCGAACUGGGCUUCGCACAGGGCCAACUGGAUCAAAGCAGUUCACAUGUGUAGCAAGGCUCAGGAGUUUGCACUGGCUCUGGCCAUCCUGGAGUGUGCCAUCAAGCCAGUGGCGAUGCUGCCAGUCUGGAAGGACUCCCUCGGUCAUACCAGAUUAAAUCGCAUGACGUCCAUGGAACGAGAGGAGAAGGAAAAGGUGAAGAAAAGGGAGAAGAAACUGGAAGAUGAGGAGACAAUGCAACAAGCCACCUGGGUCAAAUACACAUUCCCAAUUAAACAUCAGGUAUGGAAGCAGAAAGGGGAGGAGUAUCGUGUGACAGGUUAUGGUGGUUGGAGUUGGAUCAGUAAGACCUAUGUGCCACGAUUUCUCCCUCGGCUUCCUGGCAACACCAAUCCAAACUACCGCAAAGAACUGGAAGAUGCUAAACUUGGAAAGAAAUGCACCCUUCUGGACCUGAGUCGUCGGCCCUGUGUUACUGCAUCUGACACAUCUGACGUCACAGCUUCAAACAGUGAUGAAAUAGAUCCACAGGCCUUGACAGUUUCAAAACCUGUUGAAGAUGAUCCCAUGUCAACUGAGUGUUCGGACUCUAUGGAGUGCAUGGAAGGAAAGAAGCCGUCUCUGAAGUCUGAAGAAACAAGCAAGUCACCAGCAAAGAUGGAAGAGGAUUCUCAAUCAAAUGUGUCAUGCAUCCAGGAGGAUAAAGCUAGACUGGAGGAUGAUGCUUCACGGCCGUUUAACUAUGAUGUCGUGGACGUCAGCUGGGGCUUUGUCACCCGUAUUCCCUACAAGAAAAAGGUUAAGCCGUCCAAGCUGGACGGCCUUCUGGAACGCCGGCUAAAACAGCACGAUAUAGAGGAGCGGCAGAGUCAACAGGUUUCUUCCUACAAACCCUCUACGCCUGUUUCAACUGCGGGCGUACUAACUCCAGGAACUCCGGUCCGACCGCGGUCACCCCUGAAACCACAGGUGCUGGUCCAGUCAGAAACUGCUGUAAAAGUGGAGGGAAAACUUGAAACACCAAGACCUGAUGAAGACGUGAAAGCGGACCCAGAUAGUGAAGCUGCUGAGUCAGCAGAUUCAUCUUCUAUUCCUUCACCUCUUCAGGAUCCUGCUGCCGGAGACUGUAAAGAUCAUUCAGCUUCUGCGCAAAACCAUCCCAACUCUGUGGAGGAUCACUCACUAGCAAGGGCAGAUGUCUCGACAGAGUCUAGCUCAGGGGAUACAGAGACGGCUAAUCUGCCCAACGUUCAAGAGAAACAUGAAACUCGGCAUGAUACGAGGACAGUAGCUGAAACUGUAGAGUGUGUGAACUCUGAGUCAUUAAAGACACCUGCUCAUAUCACUGAUCGAAGAGGGUCAUCAAAGCAAAGCCCAGAAGCUGUAAGCACAGAUGGCUCUGACAAAAACGGUAUGGAACCGGGCAAGCAGCACGAACAAAUGGAACAUGAUGUAAAAGGUCAAUUUAAAGAUAUAAUAUCUCCUCAAGUCAAUGGAAAUGAUAGUUUAAUGGGUGUAUCUGUGACAAGCUCAAAUAAUGGUGUGCUCCCAGGCAGUCCCUGUGCCAUGGUCAACAACACUGAGAAACAAAAGGAAGACUGGUUAGUUGCCUCACAGAAACAUGGCACGCAGCAGAAGUCGCUGGUUAACGGAGACUGGGCUUCGGUGAAUGAUACGAAUCAGGCUAGCGAUGUGGUCAAAAGCACAUUGGCAGAUCAGGACUACAAGCCUCCUUUGAAGAUAGCAAGAUUGGACCACGACAUUGAUACACUCGGGUCUAGGAUUCGACGCAUCGACUCAGCUUUACCAUCUGAACCCAGUCCUGUGGUCAAGAUCAUCAGAAUGACUCCCUCCCCAAUCCCUUCUGCUGAGGACUCCAGUCUAAGUGAUGAUUUUGUGGAAGAAAAUAGCAACAGUGGAUCAGCCACACCUCUCAAAACACUCAUCACUGAGGUGACGACAACAACAACGUCCGCAACCACGACCAAAGUGGUUUCGACCCUGGUAGAGAAAGUGCAUAUCAAUGCAUCUCAAGUCAACACCACACCCAUGGUGUCCACGCAGAGCAGCGCGGUGUCUACCCUGACAACAAUGACAAAAACAACUGUGACCAAAAUUUGUUCCUCAAGUCCGUCAGGAGACAGUCAGAGUGAAAUACUGACUAAGGAAGAAGAGUCAACGCACUUAGAAAGUGUCAGUAGUUCAAUCACAAACAAUGGCAAGACCUCAGCGAGCCAGCAGACGUCUUCAACCCAGGGCCGUGUCCGCCUUGUCAAGUUCUCCUGCACCAAAAAAACUCGCUCCGAAAGUGCUCUGCCAACUUACCGCAAGUUCGUCACCAAGAGCAAUCUCAAGAGUAUUUUCGUCUUGCCGUAUGACAGCCUCAAGGUGUUGGCCCGGAGAGGAGGCUUCAGAGAGGUUCCUGUUUUCAAUUACAAUGCAAAACCUGCGCCAGAUAUCUGGCCGUAUCCUUCACCCAGACCUGCUUUCGGCCUCACGUGGAGGUAUCGACUUCAGACUGUGAAAUCCUUGGCUGGCGUGAGUCUGAUGUUGAGGCUCCUGUGGGCCUGUCUGAGAUGGGACGACAUGGCAGUCAAACCAUCAGCUGCUAUCGGCACCACUCGAACAGCACUAUCCUCCCCACUCAUUGCUACAGAGACAUCCGAGACAGAAAUCACCACGACUGAGAUCAUCAAACGCCGCGAUGUGGGACCCUACGGCAUUCGCUCAGAGUACUGCAUACGCAAAAUCAUCUGCCCUCUUGGAACCCCUGAGACCCCUAAAGAAACUCAUACGCCUCAAAGGAAAGGGUUGCGAUCCAGUGCUUUGCGCCCCAAGAAGCCUGAGCCUGCCAAGCAAACAGGGCCAGUUGUCAUUGAGUCCUGGGUACCCGAGGAGGAGCUGGACCUCUGGGAGAUCAGGGCCUUCUCUGAAAGGGUGGAGAAAGAGAAAGCUCAGGCUGUGGAACAAGCAAAGAAACGUCUGGAACAGAAACCCGGCACAGUCAGUGUCACACCAAUGGGAACUCCUCAAACGCCAGCCACUUCCACCAAAAUCGUCCUGGGUGCCGCGUCAGGCCAGGGAACGCCAUGCACUAAGGGGGUGAUGUCCGCAAAGAUGGUCACCCCUGUGACAUUCCAACAGAACAAGAACUUUCAGCAGUCAUUCGCCACCUGGGUGAAACAAGGUCAAAGCACGCAAGAGAGCACAGUGGGUACUACAGGUGGACACACCUUCCAGAUCACUGGGACGUCAGGGAGCGGGAAGGUGGUGACCACCAAGCUGCCACUGCCAUCCAACAGCAAGCUUGUCACUGUCAAUGUACCAACUUCGCAAGGAGGUGUUGUUCAGCAGAAAGUUUUGGGUAUCAUCCCUUCGAGUGGAGCAGGGACCACCCAAAACUAUGCCUCAUUACAGCCACGUACCGCCACACUUGGCAUCAGGCAAAAUACCCCUGGGUCACAGCAGGUUUUGGCUCCUGGAAGUCAGAUCCGCUCUGGAAUGGUUAUCCGCACCCCUGUCCAGCAGACAGGAUCCAUGGGAAAGACGAUACUUCGAACCCCCGUCAUGGUUCAACAGGGUCAAGCAGGGCAGCAAGUAGUGACACAGAUCAUCCGUGGAGCGAGUCCUGCAGGCCAGGGGGCAGCCAACUCUGUCGUAGGCCAGACAUCUGGCCGGAUACCAUGCGCACAAGGCCAGAAACAACAGACCGCAGUAGGUCAAGAUUCUCAGGCUGGAGUUGGUGGUGCCCAGCAGACUUUGACUGUAAUGGUCCAGGGACAGGGUCAGACGACGGGUCAACUUCAGGCCAUCCCUCAGGGAGUCACAGUCAUCCCAGGACCUGGCCAGCAGCUCAUGCAGGCCACGUUGCCCAACGGCCAAGUGCAGCGCUUCCUCUUCACUCCACUGCCCUCGGCAGCUGCUCCCACAUCAAGCACGGCCUCAACAGUUCCCGGUCAACCCAACACUUCCUCCAUUAAAACUCCCACCCAACCCGCUCAGCAGGCAGCUGCUCCAGUGCAGGCAGCCACCAGCACCAGUACUCCUUCCUCAGCGACCCCUCAGGGCCAGCUGCCCCCUCAGAUGCAGGCCCACAUGCCUGUUCAGUCACCGACCUCGCUGCAAGUGAAAACCUCUGGAGGGACCGUGCAGCUGCAGCAGGGCUCGCAGCUCAUCAAUAUGUCUGGACUGCAGCAGCAGGUGCAGGUUUUGGCUCAGCUGCAGGCUCAACAGAGUGGCACUUCUUUACCAUCACACAUCAAACUUCAGCUUCCCAUCCAGAUACAGCAGAGUGGAACAUCUCAGGCAGGACAGAUUGGAAACGUCGUGACCAUCCAGGCAGCUUCAGUCCAGGAGCAGCUCCAGAGGAUCCAUCAGCUCAGAGAGCAGCAGCAACAGAAGAAGAAGCUGGCCGCCGAAGCCAAACGAGAGCAGGCGCUCAAUUCGGCCAGCAAGAGUGACAUCAUUCAGAAACAGGUGGUGAUGAAGCAGAACGCUGUGAUUGAGCAUCUGAAGCAGAAGAAGACGUUAACGCCUGCUGAGAGAGAAGAAAACCAGAGGAUGAUCGUCUGCAACCAGGUCAUGAAGUACAUACUGGACCGGAUAGACAAAGAUGAAAGACAAGCGGCCAAGAAGAAGAAAAAGGAGGAAGUGGUGGAGGCCAAGAAGAGGAUGGCCAAUGCAAGCAAGCUUUCUGCUAUCCUGUUCAAACACAAGGAGAGCUUGAAGAUGGAAAUCUUGAAGAAGCGUGCGCUACUUGAUAAGGAGCUGCAGCUUGAAGCUCAGGAGGAGCUGAAGAGGGACUUGUUGCGGAUGCGGCGUGAGAAGGAGCGGGCUCAGGCCGCCGCGCAACAGGCAGCUCAGGCAGCUGCAGCGGCCGUAGCGGCUGCAGCCGCUCGGAACCAGCAACAGCACUCCCGCUUACACAACACCACUAGUCAGUAUCAUCCCACCACCGUCACCUCGGCGCACAAGCGGAAAUAUGAGGAGGAGGAGCAACUGUCGCCAAUCAAAUCCAAAAAGAAGAAGAUGAUCUCGACAACAAACACAAAGGAAGUCAAGAAGGACACCAAGCUCUACUGCAUCUGCAAGACACCCUACGACGAGACCAGGUUCUACAUCGGAUGUGACCUGUGCACCAACUGGUAUCACGGUGAAUGUGUGGGCAUCACCGAAAAGGAAGCCAAGAAAAUGGACGACUACAUCUGUGUGGAGUGUAAACGGGGCCAGAAGAGCAGCUCUGAGGAACUGUACUGCAUCUGUCAGACUCCGUACGACGAGUCACAGUUCUACAUUGGCUGUGACCGGUGCCAGAACUGGUACCACGGUCGGUGCGUGGGAAUCCUGCAGAGUGAAGCGAACCACAUAGACGAAUAUGUGUGUCCACAGUGUCAGUCCACGGAGGACGCCAUGACGGUCUUCACGCCACUCACUGAGAAGGACUUGGAAGGCCUGAAGAGAAUCUUGCGCUCCUUACAGGCCCAUAAGAUGGCGUGGCCAUUCCUGGAGCCGGUCGACACCAACGAUGCUCCAGAUUACUACAAGGUUAUCAAGGAACCAAUGGAUCUGUCCACCAUGGAGGAGAGGCUGCAGAAGCACGAGUACGUGAAACUGACAGAGUUUGUGGCAGACAUGACCAAGAUUUUUGACAACUGCCGCUACUACAACCCCAGUGACUCGCCCUUCUACCAAUGCGCCGAAGUUCUGGAAACCUUCUUUGUGCAGAAGCUGAAAGGCUUCAAAGCCAGCAGAUUGUGAUGUCAUCAGGCUGGUGGGGCUUUCCUUCAAAAGCGAACCCAUUUUCUUACACGGCUCUUUCUCAUCAAGGAGCGGCAAAUCAAUUGAAAUGUAUACAGAAGGUGUACAGUUUAUUUAACGGCACUAUUUGUGUGAUCUUUGUUUAUUUUAGAAACAAAGAAUAGAACACUCUACUGUCAACACCGCGGGCAGCCAUGUUGGUCUCUCAAGCAGUCGAGGGAAAAUGUAUUUUCUUACACUUGUUGAACAGAUGACUGAUAUUUUGUUUAUGUAUGAGCUGAAUAUAAGACAGAAUAUGAAGUUGAGCAGUUUGUUGAUCUCUUUUUUGAGAUUUUUAAUAGGAAAAACAUUCGAGUCGUUGAUCAUGAUUGUGAAAGCGCAAUUCCACAGACACAGGUGAGUUUAAUUCGACAAGAUCUGCUGCUUAUGAUAUUAGUCAUAAGCGGCGAUGGCGGAACUUUUUUACCUCAUUUCUAAGCUCAGAUUGAACGGACUCCACCCAUCCGUCUUGUUUCAUGCGCUUAAAAUAGCUUGUGAAGGAUCAUGGCGACGCUCUCAAGGAAACACUGGUAGCAGUUGUAAAGAUAGAUUUGAGUGAAUCUAGUUUUGAUCCAAGCAGUCCACUUUUGAAAGCCCCUGUACAUAAUAACUCUGUCGGACUACAUCUCACCGACAUGGUCCUGUCAAGGUGUCUGACUCUCUGGCAUCCAAUACUUGUUCCUUUUUAGUCUUUUGUAUUUCCUCUAGUGCAUAUUUUUGUCAUAUUGUAAAGCUUUUAAUAAAAAAAGAACCAUGAAA
Molecule: messenger RNA, 9488 nt
Organism: Synchiropus splendidus (mandarinfish)
Lineage: Eukaryota; Metazoa; Chordata; Actinopteri; Syngnathiformes; Callionymidae
Product: nucleosome-remodeling factor subunit BPTF-like
Exons: 36
Coding region: 258-8690 (2810 amino acids)
Biological process (GO): regulation of transcription by RNA polymerase II
Cellular component (GO): NURF complex
Molecular function (GO): RNA polymerase II cis-regulatory region sequence-specific DNA binding; zinc ion binding
Source: RefSeq, a predicted model, not a curated record